Molecule: messenger RNA, 3844 nt
Organism: Python bivittatus (Burmese python)
Lineage: Eukaryota; Metazoa; Chordata; Lepidosauria; Squamata; Pythonidae
Source: RefSeq, a predicted model, not a curated record
UGCGCUUGUGUUCUGAUCGACUCAGCCUUAUCCAGGAAUGUCUCUCUCGGCUGCCCACAAACUAUAAGCAAUCUGCCAAGCUUUUGGGACUUGCAAAUUUGCUGAAGGUUGCAGGUGAUGACCAGAUGGAGAGAAAAGGACAGGUUUUGAUACUUUUAGUGGAACAAGCACUCAAAUUUCAGGAUUACAAAGCUGCAAAUAUGCACUGUCAGGAACUUAUGGCUUCAGGAUACUCUAAAAGCUGGGAGGUUUGUAGCCAGUUAGGACAAUCAGAAGGAUAUCAAGACAUGGCUGUUCGGCAACAGCUCCUAGCCUAUGCUCUGACGCACUGUCCCCCAAGUGCCAUAGAAGUGCUGCUGACAGCAAGCAAUAUUCUGCAGACUGAGGUUCUUUAUAAUGCAGUCAACUACCAGAUACGGCCUUCUGAAAAAGGAGAAAAUGUAAAUAUAUCCAGACCAUCAGCUGGAAUCAAAUUAGAGUGUCCUCUGGAGGUUGAUAACAGCUUUUCCUCUAGUCAGUCUGCUGAUCUCCUCCAGUGGACCACAGCUAAAACCAUGAAGGUCCUUUCUAACACAACUCUGACCACAAAGGCUAUGUUGCAUGCUGUCAGUGAUCGACAGUGGUGGAAGAAGUCAAUAGCUUACCUUCGACCAUUGCAUGGUCAGGAGUUUGGAGAUGUAUUAAAAAGCACCUCUGGAGCAAAUGCAACAAUUGAAAAACAAGGGUGUCAUCCAUUUUAUGAAACUCUGAUUGACAAUCCAUAUCUUGCAGAUAAUGAAAUUACUUAUACCAUGUAUGAGCAUGCUCCUUUGGAAAGCUUUGCAGAAGUAUUGCUGAGAACAGGAAAGCUUGCAGAAACUAAAAGUGAAGGGCAUGAUCUGUUUCCUGCUACCGAAGUCCUGUUACAGUUGGCUAGCGAAGCUUUACCAAAUGACAUGACAUUAUCUCUUGCUUACCUGCUUGCAUUACCCCAGGUAGUAGAUGCCAACAAGUGUUUUGAAAAACAGUCUCCUUCUGCUCUCUCACUCCAGCUGGCGAGUUAUUACUAUAGUCUACAGAUCUAUGCUCAUUUGGCACCAUGUUUCAAGGAUGAAUGCCACCCCCUUUACAGGGCUGACCCCAAAGAUUUAAUUCAGAUGGUCACAAAGCAUGUUACCAACUCCAGCUAUGCAGACUGGCCAGAAGAAAUAGCAAUUAUGAUUAAACAUCUUCAGUACUAUAAUGAACGACUCUUGGAUUUCACCCAGGCUCAAAUUCUUCAAGGGCUUGGCAAAGGAGUGGAUGUCCAAAGGUUUACAGCAGAUGCUCAGUACAAAAGGGAAACCAUAUUAGGUUUGGCAGAAACACUUGAAGAAAAUGUGUACAGUAUAGCUCUCUCCUUGGCUCAGCGUUAUAAUGUCCCACUCUGGGAAGUUCAUAUGACACACUUGGAAUUUCUCUUCAGUGAUAGUGGUUUAUCCACAGCUGCAAUAGAAGAUCGAGCAAAAAGUCUUGGUCUGUUUGAGACUCUGAAAACUGUUCCCAAAGCCUUUCAUGAGCAUAUGACCAGAUAUGUAUAUCCUAUCAUUGAAGGAAAGGAUCACCAGCGCUUACUUUACUAUUUCACACUUCUUGAGAACUGUGGUUGCUCUGAAUUUAUGAAAGACACCAUCAAACCCGAAACUCAUAUACGAUUAUUGAAGAAAUUCAAGGCGGUUGCACCAGGUCUUAAUUAUAAAAAGCUAACAGAAGAAAAUGCAAGUCCUCUGGCAGCUUUGGAUCCUAUCCUCACAAGUCAAAAUAUUCUGCCUAUUUCAAAGCUUGCUCCUAAAAUCCCAGGAAAAGAUGGAAGGAUGCUUUCUCCUAGCUCUGUCUAUGCUUCCUGGAUUAAGAAACUCUUCUGGAAUGGGGAUCCCCAUCUUAUUAAAAGAAUUCCAGAAACCCCACCUGAAUGGCUACAUUCCUAUGACAUCUGUGCCAAAUACUUUGAUAGACUUUACCCAGGAGAUGUUAUCAAUGUUCUGGAUGAAAUUACUUUUUCUUCAAAGGCUGUCACCAAACUGUCAGUUGACUCCCGGGUAGAGAUGACAAAGAAAGCCAUUAAGUCGAUGAAACAUGCAGCUGAAAAAGCUGGGAAAAGGACUUCUGAGGGGGACCUUGCAGAAGGUGUGGUUAACAGGCAAAUCACUUACAAAGACGUUUUGAAUCAUCUGCAGCAGUCCCUUGCACAUCUGGAAACACUUAGCCAUAGCUUUAUUUCUUACCUGAAAACCAGUGACCAGAAUAUACUGCGAGAAUAUGGCCAUCAAUAUGAUUUAUCCCGGUCAGAAAAAAAAAGAAUCCAUGAGCAAGCUGUAACAAUGUGCUUGGAUGGCCAACCUCUGAACAUGAUACAAAAAUUACUGGAUGUUGCCGUUGGAGAUUUAGGACUUUCACCCAGGGAUAUUGUUGAGACAGCUCUAAUCAGAGUGGUAGAUGCUUUGAGUAAAGAGGGUGAUCAACAUUCUCUUCAAAAAGAUCCUUUUCAGAUACUGGAAGACAUUGUCUCUGCUGUCCACACAAGUGCUGAAAAUGGUGAGAAUCUGGUGUCUUCAGAUGAUCUGUUGGCUUGGCUUAGGCCUUUCUGUGGAGAUGAGUCUUUACCAGUGAAGCCUCGCAUAAAAGUGCUACAGAUUUUGGAGCAAGCCUUUCACCUAAGCGACGAGGACAGCAAGCUGCUUGUGCUAUUCAGAACACAAGCUGUUCUCAGAGCCUGUUGGCCCCAGACUCAGGUAGAAAUAACAGAGAUUGAAAAUGAAGAAAAGAGGUAUGCUCUCGUCAUGAAACUUCUGGAAAAUAGUGAGGAACAUGAAGAAUUCCAGCAUUUAGUUAUGCUCCUGCAAGCUUGGCCACCUAUGAAAAGCCCAAAUAUAACAUGUCCAAGUAAUAAUCUUUGGCUUAAACUGGGAACAGUGAUGCUUAUGAAGUGCCUACAGGAGCAAAAGAAAAGUGUGGGAGAUGAAAUUCUGAAGAUCUGCCGCUCUUUAUACAAGACAAAACACAAGCUCUCUUCAGAGUGCAUAAAAAGCCUGUGUUUGCUGCUCCUGAAGGAAUCUCUUCUGCUACCCUCUCUAAAGCUGCUUGUGGAAAGUGGAGAUCAAGAUCUGCACUUCAUGGCACUAGAGCAGAUAACAGCAGUUGCUAAGGUUGAUGAUUCCAGCUGUGACUCUGAAUUUCUUUCUUUGCUCCUGGAUGAGAAAUUAGUAGUGAAAUGCAUUCCCACAGUUUAUUAUUCUCACCUAGUUAACUAUCUGAUCACCAAUCAAGAGGAAGGACAAUGGGAUAUAAUAGAAAUAGCAAAACAGCUGCAAAAAGAAGGCUUUGUUGCAGAAGCAGGAUCACUCCUGAUGGCCUUUAAAGGAACGCAUCCUGCACUCCAGACCUAUGGUGCAGCUCUGACCUCUCUUAGGCACUGGAUUUAAGUGGGAAGGCACUUCAAGUUGCAAUUGAUGCCUCAAAUAUGAGUUGCUCGGCUGGAAAUCUUGCUGAAGAAAAGUAAUAUGGAAAAAUACACUUCAAGUUCAUCUUUGCUCAGUACUACAUGAAAUUGUAAUGUGCAUUUUUAACCUUUUCUUGAAUUGGUUCCCAUGUGCAUUCAAUGUGACCCCUGAACAAUAUUCUAGUAAAUAUAUAUUUUCCAGUUUUCUCAUAAUAAAUAAUUAUCAUAUAACACACAGUCAUUGUAUAAAAAUAUAAUUAAAAAUUAAGUUGCGUAGAACUAAUAAUCUCACAUUAAAUGGAAAUUCCUGAGGAAGAUACUUAAUAUGUCAUUGCUGUUUGGAAAUUUAUUAAUUUAAUUUCUGUUUUAAUUAAAGGCUUUCUUUUC